ACAGAGUGAAAAAUUGAAUAAACAUCUAUUUCCUCUUCCACCAUCGAAGCGUUUCUUUUUCUCGAAGAUUUGAGCAAGCGUUGAGAAGGAGCAACUACUGUAAAUUGCAAGUCACUAAGUGAGUUUUAAGAAAUGCCUAACUUUGUUCGUUCGUCUAAAUUUCGACAUGUGUUCGGCACUGGGUCAAAGAAGGAUCAUUCCUACGAAGGUAUGCGAGUGACCAGAAAUUCAUGGGAAGCGCCGUAUUGUGCUGUAAAUCCAAAAUUUAUCGCCAUCGUCUUGGAGUCGGCAGGCGGUGGAAGUUUUCUUGUUCUGCCUUUGGAAAAGGUUGGCCGAGUGGACCUUAAUGCUCCCAAAGUUGCUGGGCACAAGCAAGAUGUUUUGGAUAUAGCCUGGAGCCCAUUUAAUGAUAAUCUAAUUGCCUCAUCUUCUGAAGAUACAACAGUUAAAAUCUGGCAGAUUCCUGAUGGUGGACUUUUGGACAACAUCACCGAGCCAUUGUUAACACUUGAAGGUGUUCACCAGCGACGGUGGCUACUGGCUUGGAACCCAGUAGCUGAGAAUAUCUUGCUUAGUGCUAGUCAUGAUAAUGUUAUGGCCGUGUGGAAUUUGGAGACAGGAGAAGCUAUUAAUGUUAUUGAUUGUCAUCCAGAUUUAAUUUACAGCAUAUCGUGGAAUCAUACUGGUAGUCUUGUUGCCACAACAUGCAAAGACAAAAAAUUACGUAUAAUUGACCCACGUAGUGGUGAUGUCAAACAGGAGGGUAAAUGUCAUGAAGGUGCAAAACCCCAAAGAGUAGUGUUUUGUAGUAACUUGGGUUUUCUUUUCACUACUGGAUUUACAAGAAUGAGCAAAAGGGAAUGGGCUGUUUGGGAUCAGAAAAAUUUGGAGAAACCUUUGGAGUUGAAUGAGCUUGACAACAGUAAUGGUGUAAACUUUCCAUAUUAUGAUCCAGAUACGAAGAUGGUAUAUCUUGUUGGAAAGGGUGACAGCGUCAUUCGAUACUAUGAGUUGGUACAAGAUGCACCCUAUUGCCACUACCUCAGCACAUAUCAAAGCUCUGACCCUCAAAAGGGGUGUGCUUUUAUGCCAAAACGAGGCUGUAAUGUAAACCAUAAUGAAGUUGUUCGAGUAUUCAAACUUCAUAGUACGAAAGCGAUCUGUGAGCCAAUCAGCUUCACCGUUCCACGAAAGUCGGAGCUGUUUCAAGAUGAUAUUUUUCCUGAUACUGCCUCUGAUGAGCCAGCGUUAACGUCUGACGAGUGGAUUGCUGGAAAAAAUAGCGAACCGAAAACAAUUUCAUUGAAGGAAGGUUUUAAACCAAAGGAGAAAAGUUCUUCGUCAAUUGGAAAGAAAAAUGUCCUAGCUGGCUUGAGUUCGUCAAGAGUUUCCAAAUCUGAUAGCAGUACUGAUAACGCUGACGUAAAAAGCCUGGUUGCUGAAGUUGCCUCGUUGAAGAAACGCGUUGCAGAAAAUGAAAAAGAAAUUGCUCAAUUGAAAUCAGACGUAAAAGAGCUCAAAGGGCGAUAAUUUACCAUCGUCACGCUGAUGUUACAUGGCCAUUUUAAAUUGAAAUUCAAGUAAAUACAAACAACAUGAGGACAGUUUUUGAUAAAUAUCGAACGUAAACUGAGUAACGCUUGUCAGAAAACUGAGUCAAAGUGAUGUUAAUUAAUUAUGUAAAAUUUCUGAAAUAAAUAACUGUUUUCGUAGAAUUGUUAUAAAAA
Xenia sp. Carnegie-2017 is the source of this 1727-nucleotide messenger RNA. RefSeq names its product coronin-6-like. The record is from RefSeq and is a predicted model, not a curated record. Gene Ontology annotation, biological process: actin filament organization. Gene Ontology annotation, molecular function: actin filament binding. NCBI's taxonomy places the organism in Eukaryota, Metazoa, Cnidaria, Anthozoa, Malacalcyonacea, Xeniidae.